Phaethon lepturus (White-tailed tropicbird) is the source of this 2253-nucleotide messenger RNA. It is a transcript of the gene AFG2B, whose product is annotated as spermatogenesis associated 5-like 1. NCBI's taxonomy places the organism in Eukaryota, Metazoa, Chordata, Aves, Phaethontiformes, Phaethontidae. The transcript has 9 exons. The record is from RefSeq and is a predicted model, not a curated record. Bases 1 to 2253 code for a protein of 750 amino acids. Gene Ontology annotation, molecular function: ATP hydrolysis activity; ATP binding.
AUGGAGGUGGCAGCCUUAAAGCUGCUCCUCCUGGACCCGGGAGAUGAAGGCACCCAGAGGUGCAGAGUAGGGCCUGCCACCUUCUCCGCCCUGGGCGCCAGGGUCGGCGCUCCGCUGAGGAUCUCGCUGCCUACCGGCUGGUGUUUGUGGACGGCGUGGGCCAGGCACGAGUUGGCGGAUGGGUACCUGCAGGUUGAUCUGACCUGCAGAACCGCGGGUGUUGCUGCAGGGGACCUAAAGGGUCUCACGCUGAAUGUCGGCCAGCUGAAGCUUCUGGCCUAUCGUCAGUUGAAGAAGGCGACCGUGAAAUUGGUCCUUAAGAGCUCUGCACUGAAAAACUCGACUCCCAGAGCAGUGUUGCAGGAGACCAUCAGAGAACUGCUACGAAAUGUUUAUGUUUCACUUCAUUAUGUUGUAACUGUUGCCCCAAAUCUUGAAAAUCCCGUGGUGUAUAUUGAAAUACUGUCCAUAGACCCUUUGAUGGAUGAAGCUGGACUGAUAACACCCCAAACAAGUAUAAAAAUUAAGGAGGUGGUCACUUUUGAAUGGCACAGACAUCUCUCAGAAGACACUGCAAAAACUUCAAUUGCGGGACUAGAUGAUGUGCGAAAGUCUUUGAAAGAAAUGGUUUAUCUGCCUUUCUGCUUUCCAAAAACUUUUAAGAAGCUGGGGCUAUCUGUCCCUAAUGGAGUGCUAUUAAUAGGUCCCCCAGGUGUAGGGAUAGCAAAAGAAGUGGGUGCGUACCUGUUUUGCAUCAGUGGCCCAGACCUGUAUGGUUCAAGACCAGGCGAAAGUGAAGAGAAUUUGCGAAGAGCCUUUGAAAAGUGCAGAGCAAUGUCAUAUGAAGGCCCAACCAUUCUCUUUAUUGAUGAAGUUGAUUCUCUAUGCCCAAAGAGAGGAAGUUCAAACACUGCUCCUGAAGAUCGUAUUGUUGCUCAGUUGCUAACGCUACUGGAUGGUGUAGGUAGUGAGGGUAAGAUGGUCGUUAUAGCAGCAACAAACAGGCCUGAUGCCUUAGACCCUGCAUUAAGAAGACCUGGCAGAUUUGACAGAGAGGUUAUUAUUGGGACACCAACACUUACACAAAGAAGAUCCAUCCUGCAGUUGCUUACAUCUAGUAUGCCAAUUUCUGCAGAUGUUGAUUUGGUUAAACUGGCAGAAAUGACAACUGGGUAUGUUGGAGCUGACCUUACAGCGCUCUGCAGAGAAGCUGCUAUGCAAGCUGUGUUCCACAGCUCUUUGGAUUCAACUGAAAUGGUGGUUAACAUCGCAGAUUUCCAAGAAGCUUUUAAAAAAAUUCAACCGUCGUCUUUUCGAAGUGCAAUUGGACUAACAGAGUGUAAACCUGUUACUUGGGAGCAAAUUGGUGGUCUUGAAGAUGUGAAAUUAAAGUUAAAACAGAGUAUUGAGUGGCCCAUGAAAUUUCCUCAGGCGUUUGCUAGGAUGGGCCUGUCUCAUCCAAAGGGUAUUCUUCUCUAUGGGCCAUCAGGGUGUGCCAAAACCACACUGGUGAAGGCUGUGGCCACAAGUUGUCAUUGUUCCUUUCUCUCUGUAAGUGGUGCUGACCUCUUCUCGCCUUAUGUUGGAGAUUCAGAGAGGAUUUUGUCUCAGGUUUUUCACCAAGCAAGAGCAAAUACUCCGGCAAUAAUAUUCCUAGAUGAGAUUGAUUCUAUCUUAGGAUCCCGGUCACGCUGCAGAACUGGCCAUGGUGUCUCUGAGCGGGUUCUUUCUGUUCUUCUCAAUGAGUUGGAUGGUAUUGGGCUGAAAGUCACAGAAAGAAGAGGAAGCAAACUACAGCUUGAGGGUCAAUGUCAAGAACAAAGAGAUGAGGAGAGAGAGCUAGAGUUUCAGGAAACUUUGAACAAAGAUUUCAUGGUAGUUGCUGCAACGAAUAGGCCAGAUAUGCUGGAUGAUGCCUUAUUGCGUCCUGGAAGGCUAGACAAUGUGAUCUAUAUUCCACCUCCAGAUCUGAAGGGAAGGCUUUCUAUUUUGAAAAUCUGCACAGAAAAAAUUCCAUUAGAUACUGAUGUGUCAUUAGAAGAUGUGGCAGUGCUAACAGAUCUCUUCUCUGGAGCCGAUAUUGAAAAUCUGUGCAAGGAGGCUGCUUUGUUGGCAUUGCAAGAGAAUGGACUUGAAGCAACUGCUGUAAAACAUGAACAUUUUGUAAAAUCGUUGAGGACUGUAAAACCAUCCUUAAACAUAAAAGACUUGGAAUUUUAUGAAAAAUUUUAUAAUGAGGAAUUAGCUUCUUGA